GGCGCCCGGAGCCCCGCCCUUUCUCCUUGGCUCCUCCGCAACGCGGUGGCCGGCCGGCCGGGCUGGGCUGUGUUUGCGCGCCGCGCCUGGGCGGGGGAAGCGAGUCCCCAGCCGCCGGGAAGGAGGAUGGCCUGCCUGCUGGACUCGCAGCCCGUGGCCCGCUUCCAGCGCUGCUGCGGGCUCUUCCCGGCCUCCGAGGGAGCGGCGGAGCAGGCCGGCAAGGUGGGGAACGGCAGCCCCCUCCACCUGCCCGCGAGGGACGUCGCCAAUGGGCGCAGCAGUCCGGCCAAGCAGCGCGCCCACCCUCCGGCCCCCGGCGCCGCCAGCAACGGCUGGAAGGACUGUUCACAAGAAUACGUUGUAAAGAAUUAUUUCUACUACUACCUGUUCAGGAUUUCCGCUGCAAUGGGUCAAGAGGUUUUCUACAUCACAUUCCUCCCAUUCAGUUACUGGAGCAUUAACCCCUAUGUUGCCAGAAGGCUGAUACUUAUGUGGUCUGUGGUUAUGUACAUUGGCCAAGUCUCAAAGGACCUGCUCAAGUGGCCCCGCCCUUGUUCUCCACCUGUUGUCAAGCUAGAAAAAAGGACCACUGCAGAGUAUGGAAUGCCAUCCACACAUGCAAUGGCAGCAACCGCCAUUUCUUUUACAUUUGUGGUUACAACUGUGAACAAGUACAAGUACCCACUUGAACUAGGCCUGCUGGGAGCCUUCUUAUUUUCAACUCUGGUAUGCCUCAGCAGAAUUUACACUGGAAUGCACACAGUUUUGGACGUGAUUGUCGGCAGCCUGAUCUCAGCCAUAUUAACUGCUCUGGCUUAUCCAACUUGGGACCUCCUUGAUCACCUGAUGCUGACCAGCCCCUGGUGCCCCAUGUUCUGCAUCAUUGUCCCCCUCAUCUUAUGCUACAACUACCCCAAACUGGAUUACUAUAGCCCCACUAGGGCAGACACAACCACUAUUCUGGGAGCUGGAGCUGGAGCAAUUACAGGGUUCUGGAUAAACAACCACUACGUUUCAAAUGUUUCGGCUGAAGAAGCGACACACAGCAUCCCUUCGGUCACUGGCGACAUGCUCUUGAUGGUUCUUGCACAGUUUUUGGUGGGAAUUGCUGUACUGCUGAUUAUACGGCAGAUCAUCAAAAGCCUGGCUCUUAAAUCACUGUGUUCUUGGUACAAGGUUUCUAUUAAUGACAUUGAAGCUAUGCAGCAAAUAGAAAUUGAAGUGCCCUAUAAAUUUAUAACCUAUUCUACCAUCGGCCUGAGUGCUACAGUGCUUGUGCCAUUGCUGCAUAAAUUAUUGGGCUUAAACUGAAUGGUGCACACUUUUUUUUAAGAAGCAGUCCAGAUUAUAGGGUGCAAUAAAAAUGCACGCAGAAGCAAAAACUUGAGGAGCAAAGUGUCGUGCCUUCCUGCAUAGCUCUACAACAUAGAUAAUAGUGGAGAUCUAAACUGAGUUUCCAAUAAUUUUUGUUCGCUGCAAUCUUUUAACACGCUGUGGCUGCUUCAGCGACUAUGGCUGUCUGGGCUAAACGUUUAGUGCAACUAGAAGCCUGCCAUGACAGACAGUCAGGUCUGUUCUUCCUAGAUCUAGUGGUUUGAAGAGGUUCUUCAGGGUUGUCAAACCUCAAGACAAGCCCUUCAAGGGAUGCAGCCAGAUCAGGGUAGUUGGAGAAGAGCCUUCUUUUUAGAAGACAAAGCAAAACUACAAAGUAAUUAUCCUUACAAGCUUAACAGUCUGAGAAUUGGGAGGAAGAUAAGCACUCUCAGGGAGAAAUAAGAUGCUGUAAACAGGGAAACUGGGUUGGCACUGAAUCUGGCUGCCCAUCCAGCAGGAUGACAAACACUGGAGUCAUAUCUUGCAAAACAGACUCCCAGUCAUACAAAUUCACAUGUAUGGGUAUAAUUGUGUUGUGUUCUGAACAUAUCCAUGUUAUUAAAUUAAGCUGUGUCAUGUCUGAAGCUGUGCUCUGGUAUGGUACGGUAUGCUAUGGCAUUGGCCCAGAAUGUGGAAAACAAUCACUGCUGCUGUGACUUGUAGGCCACCAAGAAAUGAAUUGCAAGGACCAAGUAACUGAUGGCAAGUGCAAAUGUGAUUGCAGAUUUAUUUUUUAACUAAUAAGAUCUUCAUGUCCUCUUUCUUUCCACUAAUUGCUCUUGUGCAAAGUGGUAUUUCCCAUUGGCAAUGAAGGCUCCAGCAAGACCUGUGAAACAACUGUUGCCCUUUUUGGAGCUUGAGGACAGGAUGAAACUAGCAUUGGUCUGACUUCGACGCUGCCAUUCCAGGUGUUGGUAAAUUGCUAUCUGCCUGCCGCUUUGCAUAGAUUCCCACUGUAGGGAAGCAAAUAUAGCACACUUAUCAGAGCCUUUAAAUGAAAUGCUGCUUAGACAUGCAGAUUUGAGAAUUAACUGGAGUCAAAAUUUUAACCUAACUUUAAUAUAAACAACAACAACAACAAAAACCUAAACUAGGAAUGGCUUAGGAUGGGAGAGGGCUAUUCUGUUCAUGUCUUGCCCACGGGUUUCCAAUAACGGCAUCUGGUUAGCCACUGUAAGAACAGAAUCUUGGAACUAGAAGAUGCUUCCUUCUGAUCCAUUAAGACUGUUCAUAUAUCCUUAAGCUUCAGUAUUACAUUAAGGGUAUAACUCCUACGUAUAUUCCUGCAAUUUGAACUUGUCCUAUAAGAAAUACAGGGCUCUCAUCUUUCCCGCCAUGCUCAUUCUUUAGUUAACAUGUUCUGUAAAAUGUGGGGGUUGUAUGAAGGCAAAGACCUGAAACCCACGGGGAUUCUAAUGACAAUACAGAACUCCCCUGGAGCAGAAUUUUUCAAUGUAAGUGGGGUUCUCUUCAUCAUGCUAAAGUAGACGCACUUGCAAGGUAGUGCUGGCAUAUAUGGUAUACUUGCUAAACCCCUCAAUCUUCAUCUAAAUUGGAGGUGAAUCUGUUGAGCUGGUAGGCAAGAAUAUGGGUUGUAAGAGAAUAUAAGGGUCCCUCCCAUCUGCCAACUACUGCAUUCUCAACAUCUCAGCAAAUUAUCGGUGUGACAGCAAGCUUGCACAGAAACGUGUGGUUGGACAAGGAUAUAUAUUUGCAAAUAAAUUUAUGUGUCCCCGCCUUUGCAAUGGCUUCAGAUUUAGCUGUAGCUCUAAAACUGCUCUUUUAAAUGCAUCUAUUUUAUUCUUUUAUGAUCACGUAUAUAUGCUGCGAUUUAUAAACCACAACCUGCACAAUUUCUAUUUUUGUAUUGUUUUACUGUAAGUUGUAAAGUGUAUUCUGAAAAUUCUGACUUUAUUCAAACUGAAAAUGUUUCCAGAAACUAUUUUUUAUUAAAGCUUAUUUUGUCACA
Molecule: messenger RNA, 3343 nt
Organism: Podarcis muralis (Common wall lizard)
Lineage: Eukaryota; Metazoa; Chordata; Lepidosauria; Squamata; Lacertidae
Gene: SGPP2
Product: sphingosine-1-phosphate phosphatase 2
Biological process (GO): sphingosine metabolic process
Cellular component (GO): endoplasmic reticulum membrane
Molecular function (GO): sphingosine-1-phosphate phosphatase activity
Source: RefSeq, a predicted model, not a curated record